Poecilia latipinna (sailfin molly) is the source of this 1173-nucleotide messenger RNA. RefSeq names its product interleukin-1 receptor accessory protein-like 1. The record is from RefSeq and is a predicted model, not a curated record. The transcript is spliced from 4 exons. NCBI's taxonomy places the organism in Eukaryota, Metazoa, Chordata, Actinopteri, Cyprinodontiformes, Poeciliidae. Gene Ontology annotation, biological process: negative regulation of exocytosis. Bases 17 to 760 code for a protein of 247 amino acids.
UUAGGACUGUUAAAAAAUGAAAGCUUCCAUCCCUCUUCUGAUCCUGCUUCAUGCGCUUGUGGUCCAUUGCCUGAAAGUCGUGUCAAAGAGAGGUUCUGUGGAAGGCUGCACUGACUGGUCCGUGGACUACCAAAAGUACAAAGUCCUUGUUGGGGAGCCUGUCCGGAUCAAGUGUGCUUUAUUCUAUGGAUAUAUCCGGGCAAACUACAGCCAUGCACAGAGCACAGGACUUAGCCUCAUGUGGUACAAAAGUGCAGUGCAUGGGGAUUUCGAGGAACCCAUCAGUUUUGACGGUGCAAGGAUGAGCAAAGAAGAGGAUUCUAUAUGGUUCCGACCAGCUGAACUGGAUGAUGUGGGGUAUUAUUCCUGUGUAUUAAGGAACUCCACAUACUGCAUGAAGGUGUCCAUGUCCCUCAUCGUGGCACAGAAUGACACAGACCUUUGCUACAACUCCAAAAUGAGAUUCUUUGAGAAGGCAGAACUGAGCAAAUGCAAAAACAUCACCUGCCCAGACAUCGAGGACUUCAUACAGCCGGGGGUGGAACCGAAAAUAGUUUGGUACAAGGAUUGCAAGCCAAAGCAGUGGAGACAAACCAUAGAGAGAAGGAGGGACACUCUGUUCAUCAAGGAAGUGAGAGAAGAUGAUAUUGGGAAUUACACCUGUGAAAUACCGUUUGGGAACUUUGUUGUUCGGAGGACUACCGAGUUAUCAGUCACAGGUAAGAGAAUAUUCCAGAUUUCUCCAUCUUUUCCCCCUUGAACUAUUCCUGCAGCAAACUGAGGCGUAUAACAAAAACAUAAGAUUGUCUGAAGCCGGGACUGCACACUGGCAGCAGCAGUGAAAUCCAUGAAUUUGUUUGGUCUGAUUUGAUUUAAACUGUUUUGCUCUGUAAAAAAAUAUAGUUUGGCCUCUAUUCCUUUCAGUCAGCAUCACAGCCUCUUUUGACUUCUCAGCUUUUUUAAUUGCUCAGCAGUUGAAUCCACUCUGAGCCACUUCAGCACUUUUCCUGAAGGCUGUUGAAAUAUUUAAGCCUGAAUCCGGAGCAGGUGACAGAUUGCUUGUCAGGGAGUCUGUCACAACCAAGGUUGAUGCAAAGCAUUUUGGAUGACUUCAUUACAUUCAUCUUUUUCUACAAAUGUAAUGUUUUGCUUUUUACAAGUGAAGUUUGAAGU